CGCAUUCAACCAUGCGUACAUAAAGAACGUCAUUUCUCAACGCAAAACCAACGCAAGAAUGGCUCAAGCCUCAAGAUUGAACAUCGCCAGUGGCAUUGUCGCACUUAUUGUCUUCAUAGUAAAGUUAAUCUUGAAUUAUUUGAGCGGAGCUGGUAAAGAUCCAUUUCCAAGGAGCAAUCGUAACGUCUCCGAGAUAUUUUAUCUUGAAAUCACACCUGCUGGUUGGGCUUUCUCAAUCUGGGGUAUCAUAUACACACUAAAUGGUGCAUACAUUAUCCAUGCCUUGUCAACGUUGUUUCGCGAUUUUCCUGCCAUCUACACCACGAAAUUCUUUCUCUUUUGUAUCUUGAGCGAUGCAUUUAACAUUGCUUGGUUGUUCUUCUUUGCAUACCUAAAAGUAUGGUUGAGUUGUGCUGCGAUUAUCUUGUACUCACUCGGAUUAUAUGCAGUACUAACCGUCGUUUAUGUCAACUAUCAAUCGCAUAAAAAAGAAAUCGAAGUACGAUUCAGUAAAGAUGCUUGGGCCAUUCGCAUUCUUGCAGAAAAUGGAGCAAUGAUGAAUGCAACUUGGGUAACUAUUGCGUCAUUAUUGAACGUUGCUAUUGUAAUGCAUUAUAAAUGCAACGUAGAUUUAUCAUUGUCGUGCAAUAUUGUUCUUGCGAUUUUAUUGGUGGAGUUGCUGAUUUGGUUUUCUGUGGAGAACUUCAGCAAGUUGCAGAGCGUCUUGAACUUCACCUACACCGACUGGCCUGUAGUACUGUGGGCACUAACAGCUAGUCUUGUGAAAAAUUUUGACAGUUCUCUAACAAGUUCAAAGUUUUCUCUUGCAUUGCUCAUAAUUACAGCUGUCGCAUUUGUUGUACGUAUUUCAUUGCAGAUUUAUCGCAACCGUAAACGAUCGUACACCUCAAUGUAAAUCCUAAAUUUGAUAUAAACUUUUUGACAAAUGAAAAUUUGACAAAAGAAAAUUUGAUACAUGAAAAUCUUUGCUCUCGUAUUAACUGAUGAUGUAUGACUUGAACAACAUGAUUAAAAGUGAGACCGCUGAUUAAUAUCAUUGCAUAUGUAUGUAGAAAUAUCAUAAAAAAUUAUAGUAUAUAUAACCAGAUGUAUGACACCUUGUAAUAAAUAAACAUUCAAUGUUCA
This is a messenger RNA of Xenia sp. Carnegie-2017, 1146 nucleotides long. RefSeq lists its product as uncharacterized. The transcript has 2 exons. The record is from RefSeq and is a predicted model, not a curated record. Lineage: Eukaryota; Metazoa; Cnidaria; Anthozoa; Malacalcyonacea; Xeniidae. The coding region runs from base 59 to 916 and encodes 285 amino acids.